AUGAAACGUAGAGAACGUAGCUGGAUGUAUAAAAGGACGAUUGGGCAAAGUAUUAAUCCAGAUUUUGUGAAAGGAGUUGAUGAAUUCAUUCAGUACAUCACAGAUCAUCCCGAGAGUAGUAAUCCGGAUGAGGUUAGGUGUCCAUGUGUUAAAUGUAAGAACAAACGCCUUUGGAAUGCGGAUACGGUUAAAAUUCAUUUGUAUGGCAAGGGUUUCGUACCUAACUACUAUGAGUGGAUGUGUCACGGGGAAGGGUAUCCGGGAGUUCCCGAACGGUGGUCCAAUGAAUAUCGUGACAUGGUUUUGGAUGCUUUUGGUCAUAGUCAAGAUCAAGGGCACUUCGAGGAGGCUAGUGUUUCAUCAGAAGAGGAGCCUAAUGCAACUGCUAAGCAUUUUCUGGAUUUAUUGAAGGCUUUUGAAAGGCCAUUAUACGAAGGGAGUUCUUUGUCUGUGUUAGAGAUGGCCGCUAGAAUCACUAGUCUAAAAUGUGAGUAUAAUUUGCCUCACAGAUGUGUUGAUGGGUUUUCUUCUUUGCUAAGUGAGGCGAUUCCGAAAAACAACCAUAUGGCCGACACUUUCUGCGAGGUGAAGAAGAUUGUGAAGGGGUUGGAACUAUCCCAUCAAAAGAUUCAUGCCUGCCUGAAAGGGUGUAUGUUGUUUUGGAAGGAUGAUGCUCAGUUGUCUGAAUGCCGGGUUUGUGGCAGCGACCGAUACAAGCAGACUUCCAAAGGUAGCCUUGUGCCUUUGAAUGUUCUAUUUUAUUUCCCGAUCACACCCAGGUUGCAAAGACUGUUUGCAACGAAGAACAUUUCGGAGGAAAUGACAUGGCAUUCGAAAAAUCCCAGAGUUCAAGGCACAAUGGCACACCCUAGUGACAGUGCAGCUUGGAAACACCUCGAUUGUCGGUUUCCAGAGUUUUCUUCUAAGCCUCGUAAUGUGAGACUUGGCUUGUGUACAGAUGGUUUUGCUCCUCAUGGUAAGUUUGGGGGACAAUAUUCUUGUUGGCCUGUCAUUUUGACCCCUAAUAACUUGCCUCCCUCAAUGUGCAUGAAAAGACAAUUCAUAUUCCUUUCGUUGCUCGUUCCUGGUCCUAAAAACCCUAAGGGCAACUUGGAUGUUUACAUGCAACCGCUGAUAGAGGAGUUGAAACUGUUGUGGGAAGUUGGCGCGACUACUUAUGAUAUUUCGAAGAAACAGAAUUUCAAUCUUCGAGCAGCCAUCCUAUGGACCAUUAGUGACUUCCCGGCUUAUGGCAUGUUGUCUGGUUGGGCCACGGCUGGUAAGAAAGCGUGUCCACAUUGCAUGGAGAAGACCAAAGCAUUUUGGCUUGAACAUGGUUGUAAAGUUUCUUGGUUUGAUUGCCACCGAAAAUUCCUUCCGACAGAUCACCCUUUUCGGAACAGUAAAACAGCAUUCUGUAAAAACAAAGUAGAGAAAGGAGCCCCUCCACACAUCAUGUCAGGAGAGGAGUUGUGGGAAUGUGUUAAGGACCUUCCGAAGGCUACAGAUGGACCCAAUUCAAUUAAAAGGCUCAAAAAUGAAAAGAAGGGGUGGUUCAAGCAAAGCACCUUGUGGGAGCUCCCAUAUUGGAAGCAUCUCCUCAUUCGUCACAACUUAGAUGUCAUGCACAUUGAAAAGAACUUUUUGAUCAGUUAA
Chenopodium quinoa (quinoa) is the source of this 1656-nucleotide messenger RNA. RefSeq lists its product as uncharacterized. The record is from RefSeq and is a predicted model, not a curated record. The transcript has a single exon. NCBI's taxonomy places the organism in Eukaryota, Viridiplantae, Streptophyta, Magnoliopsida, Caryophyllales, Amaranthaceae. Bases 1 to 1656 code for a protein of 551 amino acids.